GUUUUAUUGACCACCUGGAAGAUCGGCAACGACGACAUUAAUUCCUGACGGUGACAUGUUCAGCGUCUAGGAUGCAGCACAAAACAUUAUGCCUCGCGCACGUGGGAGAAAAAAGAAGGGAAAAAUACCGCGUCUUUGCCGUCGGUAUGGCAACUUAGUGACAGGACGAACAAGGAGGGAAAUUGAGGAAAGAAAAAAAAACCGUUGACGCUACAGGGACCCUGUCUCUCCCUCCAAUGACACGACUUGUCUGUCUCAUUCUGAAGAAUCGUCGUUUGCCACUCUGCCACGUCUUUUUGUAGCGCUCAAACACAAGGUGCCGGGGCGUGCCUGCUGCACCACACCGUUCGGUAGCAGCAGCAGCAGUAGCAGCAGCAGUAGCAGCAGAAGCAGCAGCCAUGGUGAUUCGAGAGAUGAGCACGCCCAAAGCAGCUGUGAAGCGCGGCCAUCGGAAGCUCAUCAACCUCCUGCGAGGAUGGCCGAACCCGGCGCUGCUGCCGACCAAGCUGAUGAGGGAAGCCGCCGACGCCGUGUUCGCCGACAAGGACGUGGCCAUACCCGCCCUGCUCUACGGGCCUGACGAGGGAGACGCGCGUCUGCGGCGGGAGCUGGCCAAGUGGCUCACCGAGUUCUACGCCGACUACUUGCAGGAGCCCAUCGGCGCCGACAGGCUGGCCAUCACCGGGGGCGCCUCGCAGAACCUGGCCUGCCUGCUGCAGACCUUCACCGAUCCGGAAUACACGCGCAACAUCUGGAUCGUGGCGCCGAGCUACUUCCUCGCCUUUCGCAUCUUCAACGACGCCGGCUUUGGAGCCAAGCUGCGCGCCGUGCCCGAGGGCGACACCGGCAUCGAGCUCGACUACCUGGAGCGAGAGAUCCGCAAGAGCGAGGACGAGGCCGUUCGGCGCGGCAACGCCAAGCCGGCCUUCAAGGUGCCGACACCGUGGGGCAAAGUGUACAAGCACGUCAUAUACGCCGUGCCCACCUUCUCCAACCCGAGCUCCAAGACCAUGAUUGCCAGUCGCCGGGUGGACCUGGUGCGCCUGGCCCGCAGGUACGACGCGCUGAUUGUCACCGACGACGUGUACGACCAGCUGCAGUGGCCGUCUGCGCGCGAGGCAGCGGCUCAGGACGACGCCCAGCCGUCCGGCCAGAAGGACAUGACGAGGGCGCAGGAUGCCCGCAUCGUCGACGUGGAUCGAUACCUCGACGGUGGGCCGGACCGCCCCGGCGCCGACGGCUUCGGCAACGCAGCGUCCAACGGCAGCUUCAGCAAGAUCGCAGGUCCGGGCAUGCGCACCGGCUGGUGCGAGGGCAGUCCCAAGCUCGCGUACGGCGUCUCGCAGACGGGCAGCUCGCGGUCCGGCGGCGCGCCCUCGCAGAUCGCAGCCAACUUCCUGGCGGAGGCGCUCGCCAGGGGCGCGCUGCAGAAGCACGUCGACGUGGUGCUGCGGCCGGCGCUCGCCAGGCGCCACGCGCUGAUGAUGGACGCCGUGCGAGAGCACCUCGUUCCGCUCGGCGUCCGGCUGCCGCAGGACGGGAGGCGCGUCGCGGGCGGCUACUUCGUGUGGCUACGUCUGCCGCCGCGCAUCAAGGCGAACCUGCUGGCCAGGCGAUGCAAGGACACGCACAACUUGAUCGUCGCCGACGGAGCCAUGUUCGAAGUGCCCGGCGACGCACACCCGUCGAUACACCACCAAGUGGCGGAAGACGCCGUGGCCGCUGGUGGCAGCUCGGAGGCGCCAACCUCGUUCCCAUACGACGUCAGGCUGUGUUUUGCGUGGGAGGAGGAGGAUGCCCUGGAGGAGGGCGUCGAGAGGCUGGCCGAAGUCAUACAGUCCAUGCUUGACGAGCCGGAGGGGGUGAAUCCCAACGUCAAACGAUCAAGCUUUGGGGAGACGGACCGUGUGCCCAUGGAUGUCAGCAGUUUUCAAUGAGUCGGAGAGCAAGCGCUGUGUUCACGUUUGUACGCAAGAAACAUGAGUCCUUGUCUACGCUCUUGGCUGCGAUUGUGUUUGCUUUUUCUCGUGGAAAAUAAAAAAAGAAAAAUACUUAAGAAUGGAAUCCUGUAGUCUCUGAGAUUGAAAUUGCCUCAGAUAAUGCCUACGAGGGAGAGCCAAUCAAAAAAAAAAGAAAAAAAAACUCAUGAUUCCAUUCACGUUUCAUGCAGCAUCAUAAAGCUGGGUACAUACCAAACGAAGGCCAAAACUAUUGCACAAGGGAUAUAUCGUCUAAUCUCGUCCGGAGCGUGCCCAUACUUUCAGCGUGGAAAGACCUG
This is a messenger RNA of Verruconis gallopava, 2278 nucleotides long. RefSeq lists its product as uncharacterized. Bases 399 to 1937 code for a protein of 512 amino acids. Lineage: Eukaryota; Fungi; Ascomycota; Dothideomycetes; Venturiales; Sympoventuriaceae. Gene Ontology annotation, biological process: biosynthetic process. The transcript has a single exon. Gene Ontology annotation, molecular function: L-2-aminoadipate:2-oxoglutarate transaminase activity; pyridoxal phosphate binding. The record is from RefSeq and is a predicted model, not a curated record.